Molecule: messenger RNA, 707 nt
Organism: Panicum virgatum (switchgrass)
Lineage: Eukaryota; Viridiplantae; Streptophyta; Magnoliopsida; Poales; Poaceae
Exons: 5
Coding region: 15-707 (230 amino acids)
Source: RefSeq, a predicted model, not a curated record
UGCUCGGGUUACCAAUGGGCCCGAACUCUGCCGUUUAUGAAAAGAAGAGUUAUUCUGAUACAUUCACUGAGUUCUAUCAAGUUUUCGGCCAUGAGAAUGAUCAUAAGGCACCAUCAUUUGUAGAAGUUGAAAAAUGGUUGUCUGGUGAGGGAAAGAAUUCAAUAGAUGACAAAUGGUUGAAGAUUUGGCUAAUGUUUGCAAUUAGCACCUUCUUGUGCCCAACAUCAAGCCCAAAGUUGUGUGUGAGGGCUUUCCAUUCCAUUUCAAUCACCGAAGAGAUUAAAGGAUACAACUGGUGCAAACUAGAAGUGGACAGACUCAUUAAAGGAAUUGCAAAGUUUAAGUCUGGGAAGCGAAAGUUUGUGUCCGGGUGCCUCUUCUUCCUUACCAUAUUGUAUCUAGAUUCACUUGAUGUUGGUGAUAUCGUUAACAACGACUUGGAAGUAAGAGCCGCUGCGUGGACGGGACAACUCGUCUCCAAAGUCUGCCUCAUGGAUAAGCUCUCCGAGACUCAGUUCGGCAAACUACAACUAAAGCCAGAACAUUUAAGAACAACGAUGAUCCCACCAGAAAGGAUCCAACAAUUCAUCGAUUCAAACAUGCCAGAAUCGGUCAUUGUUGGGUACAACAGCAAGAAGCACAUGCAGAAGGAGGUCAAGCAGACCCUAGUACCUCUAAAGGUACCCGGGAGAGGGGGACGAAGAUGA